This is a messenger RNA of Dentiscutata erythropus, 189 nucleotides long. Lineage: Eukaryota; Fungi; Glomeromycota; Glomeromycetes; Diversisporales; Gigasporaceae. The record is from the annotation of a GenBank genome assembly.
AUGUUUAAUAAUUUAAGACAGGAUGAAAGUGAAGAAGAAAGAACGGCACCAGACGAUAAUUAUACAGCUUCAGAUCUUUCUACGGAUUCAGAGGACAAAGGUUAUUCACCCGAAAAUGAAGGAUCUAUAUCCUCUGAAUCAAUUGACAUCUUAUUUUCAGCAGAAAUAAGAGAAAAGGCGUUAUUGGAA